This is a messenger RNA of Thunnus maccoyii (southern bluefin tuna), 5411 nucleotides long. It is a transcript of the gene ppp1r3aa, whose product is annotated as protein phosphatase 1, regulatory subunit 3Aa. Gene Ontology annotation, cellular component: protein phosphatase type 1 complex. The coding region runs from base 801 to 4970 and encodes 1389 amino acids. Gene Ontology annotation, molecular function: glycogen binding; protein phosphatase 1 binding. The transcript has 7 exons. NCBI's taxonomy places the organism in Eukaryota, Metazoa, Chordata, Actinopteri, Scombriformes, Scombridae. The record is from RefSeq and is a predicted model, not a curated record. Gene Ontology annotation, biological process: regulation of glycogen biosynthetic process.
AUAUUUCAACAAUAACCUCUACUUUGUCUGUGAUAGCACUCCAUUCAGCCACCGACAUCAAAAACAUUAUUAUUAUCAUUUUCAUCUUUUUUUAUCCUUUGAUCUGUGUAGUAAACUGCGUCGCUCAAAAAUCCUAUCAUAAGACUCCCAAUUGCUCUUGUGCAUAAAGGAAAUACGUAAUCAUUGUUGUAGAAAUUAACGCAGGGGAAUUAUAUCGAUGCACAAUUAAGAUAAAAUUUGUGUAAUGGUGUAAAUAUCAUCACCAGGAAAAACAAAAAAUAGAAAAUAGCUUCAGCAUCCUUCAAACCAGAGUGUAACCUGCACGUUCAGUAUAAAUUAUGGCAGGUUGAGGUAUAGUUUACAUUUUAAAUACGUAUUAAAUUUAAAAUACAUUUUACAUGCACCUCAUUAAAUUACUAGUUUGCAGAGAAAACACACUUAUGAUCAUCUGGAAGUGUGUGCACAUUAUUGUUGUUAAUGUUAUAGAAACACACAAUUACAUAUUUUAAUGUUAACAUGUUUGGAAUAAACAUAACCUGCUCUAAAUUUUAUCAAAUAAAAUCACUGCCAAAUUAGUACUUCAUUACAAAAAGAAGACAAGAUGAACUGUUUGACUGAGGAUUUUUUUUUUACUCAUUCUGUCAUACCUUCAGAUGUAAUUCGGCCUAUUAAAUCAUUUAAGAGUAGAUCUGAAGGCAUUUCUACAUUGAGCAGUCAGUAGUUAGAAUGAUUCUCUCUCGUCUCUGUCUUCUUUCUUUUCUUCUUCUUUUUUUUCCUCCAACCGCAAAGACAGUCAAGAAAUGAAUGACCAGAUUAUUAUCAAUUGGGGAGGAAAAACAGAAAGAAAGGGUGGAGGACAAGUUUUGAAAAAUGUCAGAGGUCAGCAUCAGGUGGGACGCUUCAAUAAAGGAGACACUGACCCACACAAGUGCUUGAACUGUGGACCCCCAGACCAGUUAACUGGUUUGCUUUCAAAAGAUCAAGAAGUAUCACUGCAGCCAGGCUGGGGGCACUCUGGUCUAUGCCACCCUCCAAGCCAGACAGACGGUAGGACGGGCAGACAGCUGCCUCUCAGACCCUUGCACAUUAUGGAGGCUUUGUAUAUUCAGCCCUUUGAAGAAGACAGGCGGAUGGAACAGGAAGAGGGAGGAAUGGAGGCCUCCACUCCCACGGGCUCCACCACAGACGAGGAAACAGAUGAGGACUCUGAACGAGAGCCCCCGCCUGUCGUCCGGAGGAAGGUGUCAUUCGCUGAUGCAUUUGGCCUCAACCUGGUGUCAGUCAAGGAGUUUGACAAUGUUGAUGUGACAGAGUCAGAGGUCAGCGAGCCCACUGAGAGGGAGGCGACCCAUCCGUUGGAGGAGAUCUACAUGUCCCGUCUGUUUACAGUCCCCUCAUCCCCAGAGGAGCUGGAUCAGAGUCUUCAGGCACAAAUGGUCGAGCUGGAGAGCAUUGAGCUUCUCCCAGGAACCACCACACUCCGUGGCACCGUCAGGGUGGUCAACCUCUGCUAUAGUAAGUCUGUUUAUGCCCGGAUCACCCUGGAUCGCUGGAACACCUACUUUGACCUGAUGGCAGAGUAUGUGCCUGGAUCAAGCGAUAUGAAAACGGACAAGUUUACCUUCAUGUAUACUCUGGUUCCUCCCUUUGAGAAACAGGGGACCAGAAUGGAGUUUUGCCUGCGUUAUGACACAUCGGUGGGCACUUUUUGGGCUAAUAACAAAGAAAUGAACUAUGUGCUGUUCUGCCACCAGAAGGGACAGGGGCCUCAAGUGCAAGAGGAGAGUACCGGCCACAAGGGCAAGAGGAGCUGUCUCAAAGCUAACAGGAGGGGAAGUGCAGAGGAAAAGACCAGGGAGAUCAUUAACACAGCAACAGUUGCUGCAGAAGUUCAGGCCGCACAUGAAGCAGAGGAAGCUGACAGAAAGACAGUGGACAGUGCAGAGAUACAAUCAUUAUUAUACCAUGAAGAACACAAACCUUUGGUGGAUAGCGUAAAAAGCCGGCACAGAGCGGCACGUUUGGCACGUGUGCAGGACUUCUUCUCCCAGAGGAGGCAGCAAGUACCAAAGCCAAAACCUAUGCCAAGCACGUGGGAUGACGCUGCCAGCUCUCUCGAGACACGCCAAAAGAAACCAUCCAAUGAGAGUCUGCAGGUACUCACCUACCAUCAGAUUCCUCUGCUUACAUUGGAUUGGAACAAUGAUAAACCACAGCAGUGGGGGACUGCUGACGUAGAUGAUAUUUGGACUGGAAGAGAUAAAAUGUCGAAAGCUUCCGAGGAACAUAUGAAAGAUACACCUUCUGUUAAUGAUAUAUGGGAGACCUUUCACAAUGGCACAGAUAAUACCACUAAUAAAGAAACCUCCGUGUGCGAUGUAUGGCAGGCAUUUCUUAAUGGGCCGAGCUGCAAGGACCAUUCUGGUGUUCCAGAGUCAGAGUGGCUUCAGACGGCAGCGUCGGUGUCUCCACCAAACGAUAAAGAGCCCCAAACCCAAUAUGGAGCAAGCAGUCAGGAGCAUGAAUUUCAGGUGGGCACAGAUAUACCCACCAUCUUACAAGCACCCACCUCAGCUGCAUGUCAGCUGCUGUCAGACACUCGUGAGACAUUGCUGGCUAAUGUCGCCUUAAACGCCGAAGACCAACAGCCAGCAGAGGCAUGUGUCGGUAGCCCAAGAGAUGACAACACAGUGACACAAGAUGCAUCCCAAAGGUCACAGACGAACUCCGUAACAGACACUCUGCAGGAAUUUAGCUUCAUAGGGGCAACGCCCGUGUCCGAGGGCUCUGUUGACAGUUCAACUGAGUGUCACGAGCUUGUGAUCUGGGAGCGAGAAAGAGAAGGAAUAAUAGGAGAAGCAGGAGGAAUAGGAGGAAAUGAGCCCUCCAUGCCGCACACGGCUGACUUAGUAACAAGCUCAGGGGAGUCGGAAACAACAGACAUGACAGCAAUGCCAGAGUCUCAGAAUGCCACCGCUGGUGAUAGGAUCUCACAGGGAGCAAGGCUGGAUGAGGGUCUUUCAUACAGCAGGGAAGGGGAGGUUACAGGUACAGCACACAAUGCGAUGGCAUUUAGCGAGACAAUCAGUCAGGGGACAAAGGAUUGGGAGAGGUUUGUCUUCUCCGUGUCCAGACAAGGAGCAGAGGAAGGGAUCACAACGAACUGCACGGAAAAUAAAGUAUCUACAGAAGAAGAAAUAUUUAGGCCAGAGUGUGAAAUCUCCCAGGGGUAUGCAGAUGAAAAGCAGUGCGAGGAAUUCAAGCCGAACCAAAACAGGGAAAACGCAUUAAAGCAGAAUGACAAAGAUGAAAAUGAAAUAAGACCUGCACAGUCACAUGCAGAUGAAUUCAAUCUAAACCAAACAUACGUGGACGGAUUUGGACAGAAAGAGGUGGAAACUUCUGAUUGUACAACAAGCGAAAAGACAAAGACACUAAUCGGAGAAGCAGAAGUGAUCCGGCUAUUAGAUGAGGAAGCAGAAGCAGAGUUGGGCUUUCAGAAAGAGGAGGCGGAGGACCCAACACAAACACAAACAGAGAAGAAUGGUGCACUGAAGCCUGAAACAGAUGAACAUGUAUCAGUCUCAAAUCAGACAGAUGAAGGCAUAAGCUUGAGCUGUAGUGGAAUAAUUCAAGAGAAACAGGUCCUCCAAAAUGACCAUGAUACAUUCAGACCUUCUCCAACAGAUAAAUGCAACCCAAACCCAAUGGAGGUGUUAGAAACUGGAUGGACUCAUUCACAGGAACAUAUGAAGGGUCAAGAAGAGGAUGUAGGCAGUGAAAUAAGCACAAGAGAAGUUACAGUGAAAGAGAACAUUGGGAAGAAAGACACUUCAACAGAGCUUCAACACCAACCUGAAACAUUAAAAAGAAUAGAGGAAGAUAUGAGUCAGAGAGAUAGAGCUGAGAGGGUGAGUAUUGGAAAGCUGGAAAUAGAAGCAGUGGAGGAGUUGAUGGGAAACAUGGAGAACCCUCAGGGGGAGAGUGAGAAUGCACCAGCUGAAGUGAAAGAACAAGAGUUGUCAGCAGAAGUUGAGAGCUCUCCACAUGUUGAAUAUAAAAAAUUGUCAGAGGGAACAAAAGACCCUAUUACGGCAGAAAAUACUGUAGCACUUGAAGUGAUAGAAUCGGGAUUAGAGGAGAUGUUCAUAGACAGAUUUGGAGAAGAUUUGGUCAGUGGGAUUUGGGAGGAUGUGUUCGGUCAGAGAGGCAAUGUGCAGGCCUCUAAUAGAGGCACAAAUAUUGCUAAGAGAGUGGGGGGAAGGCUGACAGAUAUACUAGAUAUUACGCAUGAUUGCCAUCUUCUUUCAGACGAAGACUACAAUGAGACUUUUGAUUCAGGUGUAUUCUCCUUGACAGAAUUACCAACAGAUCCUAAUUUAAACCUCUAUCAAGGCCUUGAGCAAACUUUAACCAAAAGGAGCAAUGAAUUCUCACCAACAGAAACAGGGCAGUCACUCGCCCAAACAGAACAAACUCACUUUCUCUCUAAAUUACAGAUAGAUUCAGAUUCAAGUGCUCAUCUCAGUCAAGAUCUCAAACCCACUUUAGCUGCUCAGAGAAAGCAGUCAUCGACUGAAUCAGCCCAAACUCUCAGCUCUCCAAAGGAUCAGGGAAACCACACUCAAAUAAAGGAAAGAUCAGUCACCCGUCAGGAGACAGGUAGCCAAAUAGAAGACUGCGUAUUAGCCCACAGGGAGAGUUUUAAUCAAUCAGGCCACCCAUCUCCCGAACAUUCGAGUCCCUCCUCUAAGAAAUUAAAAGAGUCCGAUGGUCUCUUAUGGUGGAGUAUAUUAUACAUCCUUAGUCACAUCACCAGAGUUCUUAUUUGCUCCCUUUUAGUCGCUGGAUUCUUCGUCAUUGUUUUGCUGUGCGAUUUCCCAGCAUUCUUUGCACUCUACAUAUCUUCAUUGUGCUGGUGGUUUUAUAAGUGUAAGAGACACAGAGGGACAAUGAACAAGGUGGGAUAAAUUGAGAGUUCUGAGAGAAGGAAGGGUGUUCAAGGGUGCUGUGUGUGGUAUUUUUAAACAUCAGUACAUCACUGUCAAAUCAAUGGUGACGUCUUCGUAUUUUAUAUUCAAACUGUGAGACCAUGGGGAAGACGAUUAGAAGCAAGAAAGAUAGGUGCAAUACAACAGAAUGCAACAUACAGCACUUGUAACGUGUGUGUUUGGUUGUGUGGUUUUAUGUUUGGUUGUUUGUUUUUCCAACUCAAAGUGAAUUAGUGCAGUGGUUCCCAACCUUUUUUUUUUUUUUUUUUUUUUUUUGGCUUGUAACCCCUUAAAACCAAGCAAUGUCUACUUGCAACCCCUUGUCACAGUAAAUAGAUCAUACAGUGACUCACAAGGGGGAAAAGAAGAAGAAUGUAUGAAAAAACAAUUCCAAAUAAUCUUGAAUUUAAUUUCGGAAAU